CUGAUCAACACAAUCAUUCUUGCAUCAUGAACAGUCUUGUAGUUUUCUCCGCCCUGGUGGCCGUCGCCUCGGCCGCGUCCUAUGGGUACGAGCCCAAGUACGAGCCCAAGUACGAGCCUAAGUACGAGCCCAAGGAAUAUGGAGGCGCCAAGAGCUACGCGAGCUUCCACAUGGAGUCUCACAGUAUACCCAUCAAGGUGCCAGUCGUGUACAAAGAGAAAUACGAGUACAAGCCCAAGUAUGAGGAGCCCAAGUAUGAGAAGUACGAGCCCAAAUACGAACCCAAGUACGAGCCCAAAUACGAACCCAAGUACGAGCCCAAAUACGAGCCUAAAUACGAACCUAAGUCUUACAAGUACGAAGAACCCAAGUAUGAAGUGAGCUACGAACCCAAGUACGGACCGAAGUAUGAAUUCAAGUAUGAAGAGCCCAAGUAUGAAAUUUAUGAGCCAAAAUACGAGCCUAAGUAUGAGCCCAAAUAUGAAUUCAAAUAUGAGGAACCCAAGUAUGAAAUUAAAUACGAGCCCAAAUACGAGCCGAAGUAUGAAGCUUAUGAACCUAAGUACAAGUAUUAGACAUAUUGAUUGUUAAUUCUCUUACCUUCAUGUUAUUUAUUUCAUCCAAACUCUAGAAAGUUCCUUAAAAAUUCACAGCCUGUAUCAUUCAAUUCAAAUUAAAAAAUCUAUUACUGUU
This is a messenger RNA of Macrosteles quadrilineatus (aster leafhopper), 693 nucleotides long. Its product is annotated as adhesive plaque matrix protein-like. The record is from RefSeq and is a predicted model, not a curated record. The transcript has 2 exons. NCBI's taxonomy places the organism in Eukaryota, Metazoa, Arthropoda, Insecta, Hemiptera, Cicadellidae. Bases 27 to 575 code for a protein of 182 amino acids.